Messenger RNA from Camelus dromedarius (Arabian camel), 681 nucleotides. RefSeq names its product large ribosomal subunit protein eL29. Gene Ontology annotation, cellular component: cytosolic large ribosomal subunit; ribosome. The coding region runs from base 1 to 681 and encodes 226 amino acids. Lineage: Eukaryota; Metazoa; Chordata; Mammalia; Artiodactyla; Camelidae. Gene Ontology annotation, molecular function: structural constituent of ribosome. Gene Ontology annotation, biological process: cytoplasmic translation. The transcript has 3 exons. The record is from RefSeq and is a predicted model, not a curated record.
AUGAGCCAAAAGGAACUGAAUGCUUUUGAAACCCACACCAGUGGGGAACUUGCUGCUUCCUUAGCUGGGCCUCCAGAUGAGAACACCAUCUUGACCAGUCCCUUGAUUGGAGCCUGUGAGACCCUAAGCAAAGGAUCCAGUAAUCAGAAUACUGAUUGUACUUUUUCUCUUCCUGUCCCAGGCGAUUCGGGAUCUCCCGGCCCCAGUGCAGACACGACCACGUCGAAGAACCACACCACACACAACCAGUCCCGAAAAUGGCACAGAAAUGGCAUCAAAAAACCCCGAUCACAACGAUACGAAUCUCUUAAGGGGGUGGACCCCAAGUUCCUGAGGAACAUGCGCUUUGCCAAGAAGCACACCAAGAAGGGCCUGAAGAAGAUGCAGGCCAACAACACCAAGGCCAUGAGUGCACGUGCUGAGGCUAUCAAGGCUCUCGGAAAGCCCAAGGAGGUCAAGCCCAAGGUCCCAGAGGGCAGCAGCCGCGAGCUCAGUCGACUUGCCUACAUUGCUCACCCCAAGCUCGGGAAACGUGCUCGUGCCCGGAUCGCCAAGGGUCUCAGGCUCCGUCAGCCAAAGGACAAGGACAAGGCUCAGACCAAGGCCACAGCUUCAGCUGCAGCUCCGGCUCCAGCUCAGGCUCCCAAAGGCACCCAGGCCCCCACAAAGGUUCCCGAAUAG